This is a messenger RNA of Onthophagus taurus, 547 nucleotides long. NCBI's taxonomy places the organism in Eukaryota, Metazoa, Arthropoda, Insecta, Coleoptera, Scarabaeidae. The record is from RefSeq and is a predicted model, not a curated record.
AACUCCAGAGUUAGGUUUAUCAGCUUCUGAUGUUCUUAUUACGGUUCUUUUAGUGAUUUUAAUUCAAAUGGCUUUUAUGUUGAUUUCUUUCUCGAUUGCGACUCGCUUUAAUAAAUAUUUUACUCCGAGUGAUGUUGUGGCGGUUACGUUUUGUUCCACGCAUAAAUCGCUAACUUUAGGCAUUCCAAUCCUUCGGGUUAUGUUCCAUGGUUAUUCGCAUUUAAGUUUGAUAAGUUUACCGCUUUUGGUUUAUCAUCCGACUCAGAUUAUUCUCGGAGGGCUUGCGGUUACCCAAAUGAAAGAUUGGGUUCAAAAGCAUUUACACAGAAAACUUCCGAUUUAGUGAGAAAUUGAUUUAAAUAAAAAAAUACAUUUAUUUGUCACCGUAUUUUUCGCGAUUAAAUUAUUAUAAAAAGUUAAUAAUAAAAAUAGUAAAAAUAACACGAGAUUUAGCUUCUGUAGCAAAUUACAUGUAUGUAAUAUACAAACAAAAACAUUUUUUAUAAACUAUUCAUUUUAAAAAAAUAAUAAUAAACGAUUAAUGAGA